Molecule: messenger RNA, 1014 nt
Organism: Rhizophagus irregularis DAOM 181602=DAOM 197198
Lineage: Eukaryota; Fungi; Glomeromycota; Glomeromycetes; Glomerales; Glomeraceae
Source: RefSeq, a predicted model, not a curated record
AUGUCAAAUUCUAAGCAAAGACCUUAUGAGCAGGAAAACUAUCCUGCUUCACCUGAAAUAAUAUAUUAUGGUGACCAGAAAUUUAGCUAUACCGUUAUUCAAGAAGAAGGUAAUCCACAUUACUUAAUUUGUUUUGGAAAUAAUUUUCAGCAUCAAAUUGUUUUAGUUCAAUCUAUAUUUGAUGCUUUCAUUGAAUUACAUAAUAUAAUAAUUUCAAAUAAGAAAACUGCAGUUUCUGGAGUUCAUCUCUAUAGACUUCAAUUAAAAUGUAUUGAUAGAAAUCGCAAAAGUAAACUAUGGGCAUUAAAACUUCAUGAUGAAUCAAGUAAAACUACACAAAUCAGAUAUGCUAAAGGCCUUGCAAAAUGUGUACAAAUAAACUUUAAAAAUUCAAUUCAAGAUUACUACAAUCCUAAAGACCGCGUUGUUUUAAAGACAUUGGAAUUUACUGUACAAAAUAAGGAUUAUUAUAUAACAUUUGGAGAAAAAAACCCUAAUAAACAAAACCAAAAAUUGCAAUCAGUGGAGUAUGCUGUUUCUCAAACUCACCAAAAGAUUGAUGUACAUAUAGAACAAUUAAUACCAAUUAAUUUUGUUGACUUAACUCCAACUAUUAUAUCUAAUUUUUCAGAAGAAUCUGACAUAACUGAUCUGAUAAUUGUUGAGCAAGUUAACAGUGCAAUUAGUAAAGAUGCAUAUCAGAGUAUUAAAAAAAUUCUUAAAUAUAUAAUACCAGCAUAUAUUCAAAAUGAAAAAUUAGAUCCAACAUCGCCAAUUAUUCAUCUUCAUAUAUCUGGUGAUGGUCGUAACGUUAAACGAAAGUGUGAGAUAACUAAGAAUCAAUGUGAAGAUAGGCAAACUGAAUGGAUAAUUAGUAAAAAGAUGAGUAUUUUGAAUGAAAAUCCAAAAGCAUAUCCAAGUCAUCACUCGCCUCCACUUUUUAAUAUGAUUCUACUUGACCAUUAUGUAUUAAAUAAACUCCAUAUUAUGUUACGUAUUACUGAUUGUUUAUAG